Closterium sp. NIES-67 is the source of this 874-nucleotide messenger RNA. NCBI's taxonomy places the organism in Eukaryota, Viridiplantae, Streptophyta, Zygnematophyceae, Desmidiales, Closteriaceae. The record is from the annotation of a GenBank genome assembly.
AGACCAUCCUUUCUCGCCUUGCCUCGUCAGCUCAGCCAUCACCACCACACGUAUAUCCCUAGGUACGCAACCAGAUUUACCUUCCUCUAGCGAGGACCCUUGGUUGUUAAUAUUUCGCCAUGGCUGCGUUUGCGAACUCCCUCGCGCUCUCCGCCGCCUCCGCGGCUCCCCGCGCCGCCGUCCGCUGCUCCGCCGCGGAUUCCGCUCCGUCCAGCCAGGCUGCUCCGGCUCAAGUUCGCGUCGCGUCGUCGGGCCUCCCGUCCUUCGCGAGGGUGUCGUCGGAGAACGCUGCGACGGCGAUUGACCCGUCUGCGACGUUCGCGAAUGUGAUGUGGUCGCGCUCGUACAACACGCAGAUCCUGGUGGGCGAGAGCGAGAGCACGGAGUCGGUCGUGCGACGGUUCAAGAAGGUGUGCAUGGAGGCGAACAUCGUUAACGAGUGUCGCCGGCGACGCUUCUUCGAGACGCAGCAGGAUAUUGUGAAGCGCAAGCAGAAGGACGCCGCCAGGCAACGCAAGCGCUUCUCGCGGUCAUCCAACGGCCCGCGGCCGUUCUUCACGCGUGAUCCUGCGGCUGCCAGCAAGGCAGCAGCCACUGCCAACGAUGAUGAUGACGAUUUCUGGGAUGCCAAGGUGGAGCUGUAGAGGGGGUCUUUCCGAGCUGUGAUAUUGGUUAUCACUGUAGCUGCGGUACAUGUGAAACAUGUGAACACUAUUCAUAUGUCAAUUUACCACAUGAUGACAAUUUUCGGGAUGCCAAGGUGGAACUGUAGACAGCCUUCCUAGAGCCGCAAUGUCACUUGUUGCUGUACCUGCUACAAGUGCUGAUAGGCAAGUUUUUAUACACUAGUGAAACAAUUCUUAAGAUGUACUGC